Molecule: messenger RNA, 1460 nt
Organism: Drosophila willistoni
Lineage: Eukaryota; Metazoa; Arthropoda; Insecta; Diptera; Drosophilidae
Gene: Gr58c
Product: putative gustatory receptor 58c
Exons: 2
Coding region: 1-1221 (406 amino acids)
Biological process (GO): sensory perception of taste
Cellular component (GO): membrane
Source: RefSeq, a predicted model, not a curated record
AUGGAACAAAUAUCGCUGAGCAUGCGUUUCUACUCGAUGUUGAUGAACUUCAUCGGUUUGAGUAAUCUACACUACGAUAAAAGGAGUCGCCAACUGGAGCUGCGACAUGUUCCAACUCUGGUUUAUAGUCUCAUCUUGAAUGUGAUCUAUUUCUUGCUGGCUCCUUCUGCAUUUACCCUGCUGGUGCAGUCCAUGUAUCGCUGUGAGGUGAUGGGCAUGUUGCCCAUGGUCUUCAAUGUGGUAUCCCUGGCCAAGUUGUCAUCCAUUUUGCUGCUCCUUCUCAGCAUUUGGGUGCGGAGGCGUCGUCUUAGUCGUCUAGCCAAUGGCUAUAUGCUACUCUUGGAUAACUAUCGCAUGGGAUUGACAAACUAUUGCAAACCACGUUGUAUCCUAAAACUGUUAAUGACCAGUUCGCGUUUCUAUCUGUUGAUGGUCCAACUUGUGGGUCCUGGCUCCGCGGUGCGCUGUAAUAAGACGGGAGUGACUAGUUUUUCACUCUUUUACCUAGCCGCAGUUUUAUUUGGUGUGAUGAUGGAAUUACUACUAAGCCUUACGGACUUCUCAGGCUACAUUUUUGUGGUUAUGGCCAAUUGGGUGCUCAUCUCCAUGGCUGAGGAGGUGAAUGGUAUGACACUGGAUCAUCAGAAACUACCGCAGAGGAGCGGUUGCAUACGGCGCAUGGCCGAGAGUCAACUCCUUGUGGGUUGGCGUAAGUUCUGGCAACGUGUUCAAUCUAUUGACAAACUGAUGGCACAACUUUUGAACAUUAGCCAAUGGCAAAUGCUCUUUAAUCUCUUUACCUCUUAUCUCUCCGAUAUAGCCAUUGUGUUUCGCAUGCUUAUCUAUGCCGAAUACGAGAGAGAUUUUCAUCUCUAUAGACUUCUAAUGUAUGCUCUUGUAUGUGUGGCCCAUCACACGGAUAUCAUGAUGCGUUUCCAUAUCUAUGAGAAGAAUCACUUGCAUUGGCAAGAGCUUCUCCAGAGUCUGGGACAGCUAUUCUCUGAUCUUCGACCGGAAAGGGGAGAACUUCAUUUCUUCAGAUAUGUGGAAUUCGCUGUACUUCGUCUUGGCCGUCAACUACAACCGAAUUCUCAGCGCGUUCGUCCUAAACAAAUUGCCGGAUUGUUCGAUAUGAGUAAUGCCAAGGCUUUCACCUUAACCAGUUCCAUGGCCAUAAAUGUUCUGCUAUUAUUUCAAAUUGCCUAUAAAAAUUAUUCUUAAAAAGUUUAUAAGCGAGUUUUAUAGGUAAAAAGAAGCUAACUGUUAAGGAUAAAACUUUACUUGGUGGAGAGUUCGAAAAAUUUAUCCGCCAUAAAAAUUGCCUAUUUCGAUAUGAAAAGCUUUCAUUUAAUUUGAAGCUUUAUCGACUCUCCUUGAGCUUUUUUCAAAAGUUAUUGGAGGUUUGAAUUAUCCUUGAAAUCAACCACUCACACUUCAUAACUUAAAACGAGAUCCUAGAA